Pocillopora damicornis (cauliflower coral) is the source of this 2182-nucleotide messenger RNA. Its product is annotated as neurexin-3. The record is from RefSeq and is a predicted model, not a curated record. NCBI's taxonomy places the organism in Eukaryota, Metazoa, Cnidaria, Anthozoa, Scleractinia, Pocilloporidae.
GAACAGUUUGUAGCCCAAAUCGAAUCUUACUUAAAAUGUUAAAAGUGUGGCUAACUGUUCAGAUUUGUUUGGCGAUUACCAUCUGCCAGCGAUCCAUCCAUGGCGGACUUUCACAGCGAAGAAAUUCAAAAAACAACACCUGGAAGUAUGGCAACUUUGCUUACUCUGCUUACAGAUCAGUACAAUUUACAGAUAAUUCCACAAUCGUCAUCCGCUUCAAAACAACAAAAACACAUGGAAUGCUGUUUUACAUGGAUGAUGGCGGCGUUCAAGAGUUCAUGGAUGCAUUCCUGUUAAACGGGCUAUUAAGAGUUCGUAUUUCUAUGGGCAAAUGCACGGGAAAUCAGAGGUUUAUAAACGGCUCGUUUGCCGACCUCAAAUGGCACAAACUCACUUUACAACGAAUGUCCGAAUCAGUGAUUGUAGAGGUGGACAGCUUGGAAUUAAUCUAUCUCUGUCGCGGACUUAAAAGAACUGACUUCAACAAAUAUGGGCCUUUUUUUGUGAGCUUCUUCCCGCUCCAAGAGUGGGGCAAAAUCAAGUGGAAUUUUCGCGAUUCUUUUUCGACUGCUUUAGCAUUUGGCGGAUUUGAGGGGUGUAUAAAAACACCAAAGUUUGCUGUAGGCGACCAAAAGUUACGCCGCGCCUCUCUUUGGAAAAGUGAGCGUGCCGUGGAGGGUUGCCGUGACGCAUGCAAAGAUCCCAGUUUUGGAGGAAAAUGUUACAAUGGUGGGAAAUGUGUGAACAAGAUCGUGAGGAGAGAAUGUGAUUGCAGCAAGACUCGAUUCAAUGGUCCAAACUGCUCCCGAGUUGCUCUCCUCGACUCCGUAGCGGGGCUGCAUUUCCACGAAGGUGCCGAUUGGUCUUUCGCAGAGUUCAGAGGUUGGGCCAUGUCCAGAAGAAGUGAGCUGCAGUUCUACUUUAAAACAGGUGCAAGUAGAUCUGCUUUACUACUGUAUCAGGAUAACAAAAAAAAGAACACUGAUAACGAUUUCCUUGAAAUGUCCUUGAACAGUGAUGGCUACGUUCAGCUUUACGUCCGGGGAAAUCGGUGCUUCCCUGAGAAACGCACGAUUCGUCAAAACUUUACCGACGAUACCUGGCAUCUGGUGACAAUUGCAAGAAAUAGUUUUCUUCUCAAUUUCAGCGUCGAUGAUAUUACAGCUGAAACGAUCUCUUGCGUGGCACCUCCACAGUUAUCUGGAUUCGAUGGCAAAGCAAUCAACUCUCUUUACAUUGGGGGAAUUCCGUUCCUUGAUUCCCAGGGAGAUCCAACCCUCAAAGCAUGGUCCCUGACCGGUCUGUUCCAAAAAGUAGGCCAAGAAUACAGCUGGUUUCAAGGAUGCUGUGUUGAUCUGGUGGUCAGGGCCGAAUGUGAUUGUGAGAAAACUGGGUAUUACGGUCGCUUUUGUGAACAAAAAGCAGUAAAGAAGUAUAUCAAUUCAACAGGAUCUUCACAUGUGAACAGAAUAGUUUCCAAUGGAACAGAUGUCACCGCACAAAAAAACAACACCAAAGACGACGACAAUAACGUCAGUAGCGGUGGAGAUGUAAAUGCAGGCAAUGGGGAUGGCGACGAUGUAAAUGAUCCAGGUAAAAGCACCAAAGGAGUAGCAGUGAGCGAAAGCAAGAAGGCCCAUAAUGGAGUUUCACCUCUGGUCGUUUCGCCGCCGGUUUGCUUUUUUCUUUACAUGACAGCUUUACUCAUCGACAUUGAUGUAGCCUGAUAGUGUCCUGGUCCUCUGAAAGCUGGAGUCUCGGAAGAAUCUCAAGCCUCAAUAGUGUAGAUAAAAUUGCGCUUAAUGGAGGGGUAGGUUCGAGAGUCGAUCAACAGGCUGUUAGGUGACAGAAUAACCGUAUUAAUACUUCAUACUAUCUAUCUUUCGGAGGUUUAGACAGUAAGAAUCUUUCAGCGUGGUAACCGCUUCAGAAAUUCUCACCAGUUCCUGUUAUUCUGCAAACAGUAAACUACAUAGGUUCUAUAAGAUAUCAACACCAAAAAUUUCAUAACUGAUUUUGUCCAACGGUUUAUUAAUUGCGCAAUCUGCACCAUGUUGUCACUUUUCAUUCGUUCUCUGCAGAAAAGUAUGAUUGAAUUUAAGCAGUGAAUGACUCACGUUAUUAGUUUUAUUUAAAGAGUAUUUCUCUCAUCUGUAUUUAAAAUAACCAAUGGAUUUACGCA